Messenger RNA from Parus major (Great Tit), 964 nucleotides. RefSeq names its product phospholipid phosphatase 3 (gene PLPP3). Gene Ontology annotation, biological process: phospholipid metabolic process; phospholipid dephosphorylation; canonical Wnt signaling pathway. The transcript is spliced from 5 exons. The record is from RefSeq and is a predicted model, not a curated record. The annotation marks the transcript as partial. Gene Ontology annotation, molecular function: phosphatidate phosphatase activity. Lineage: Eukaryota; Metazoa; Chordata; Aves; Passeriformes; Paridae.
UUGGCUUGGUGGGGUUUUUUUUGCGAGCUGCUUGGUUUUGCCUGUAUUGCUGAUGGCUCUGGUUGUUGUCUCCCCUUCCUUGUAGCCGGGUUGCCCUUCCUCAUCAUCGAGACAAGCACAAUCCAACCCUACCAGAGGGGCUUCUACUGCGACGACGACAGCAUCAGGUACCCGCAGAAGAACGUGGAAACCAUCAACGACGCGGUGCUGUGUGCUGCGGGCAUCCUCAUCGCCAUCCUGGCGAUUAUAACGGGAGAGCUCUACCGCAUCCACUACCUGAAGGAGAAAUCCCGCUCCUUCAUCCAGAACCCCUACGUGGCAGCUCUCUACAAGCAAGUGGGCUGCUUUGUUUUCGGCUGUGCCAUCAGCCAGUCCUUCACAGACAUUGCCAAAGUGUCCGUCGGGCGCUUGCGGCCGCAUUUCCUGGCCGUUUGUGACUUGGAUUUCUCCACCAUCAACUGCGCCAAGGGAGUUUACAUCCAGAACUACACCUGCAGGGGAAAUGACAGCAGGGUGCAGGAAGCCAGGAAAUCCUUCUUCUCUGGGCACGCGUCCUUCUCCCUAUACACCAUGCUGUACUUGGUGUUCUAUCUGCAGGCCAGAUUCACGUGGAAGGGAGCCCGCCUGCUGCGUCCCCUGCUGCAGUUCACCCUCAUCAUGAUGGCGUUUUACACCGGGCUGUCCCGCGUGUCGGACCACAAGCACCACCCCACCGACGUGCUGGCAGGCUUUGCACAGGGAGCCCUGGUGGCUUACUGCGUGGUGUUUUACGUCUCAGAUCUCUUCAAGCCCAAGACAAAGACUUGCCUGCCUCCACCUCCCAUCCGGAAGGAGAUCCUUUCACCUGUGGACAUCAUUGAGAGGAAUAACCAUCACAACAUGGUGUAGAACUUCGAGGAAUCAGAUGGGCGUUGUAUCUUAAACUCUUUUUUUUUUUUUUUUGCGGAAAAAAAGUGACUGCUGA